AUGUGCGGCGCGUGCCGGCAGCAAUAUGGCCAGACGAAAUGCCCCUUCUGCAAGGAAGAGCUUUUGAAGGAGGAGCUCUUGGACUUCAUCGAUGCCUUCCUCGGGACCAUCGGCACCGAGGAUGGCGCGUAUGACGCCCAUGAGAUGUCCAUGGUCAUUGAGCAAUGGCAAUUCCACGAGAUGGAAUUUGAGGCGUCUCCUCGCGUGAUGCGGCGCAUGGCGCAGAGCCUCAUGGAGAACCACGCCUUCCAGCGUGACUUGCGUCACGCGCUGCAGAGUGGCGCGGGGCACCGCGGCGCAGUGCACCGCGGCAGUGCCUGGCUUUGGGACGCCGCCAGCCUGCUCUUCCGGCUCUACGGCUUUCAUGAGGCGCAGCCUUUGCAGAAUGGGCAUUUGUUGGAGGAAGCGGUGGAGAUCCUUCUCUCUCCCGAUGAGGAGAGUGGACGCUUGGGUCUCCUAUACGAGCAGGCGCUCCAAGCCUGGCUCCUGUCUGGUGAACGGCCGGAGCUCGCCUCCCUGGUGCGGCGCUGCGGCUGGGCGGUGGUGAUUUCCUACCAGAGUGGUGAUGAAGCCCAGCGAGCCUUGCUGUCGGAGCAGAUCCUAAGUACCGUGCAUGCGGACUACUUCAUGGUGUCUCACCGCGGCAUCUGGGGCUCCAAGCGACAAGACAUGGUGUGGCAAAGCUUUUGCACCGACGGCCCACGUGACCUCGUGUAG
Durusdinium trenchii is the source of this 717-nucleotide messenger RNA. Lineage: Eukaryota; Dinophyceae; Suessiales; Symbiodiniaceae. The record is from the annotation of a GenBank genome assembly.